AUGACAUUUCUUCAACUUCUAGCAAUUUUUAAUGGCUUUCUAUUCAUGGAAAUCAAUGGAUACAACUUGGUCGAUCAAGAACCUGAAGUCCAGUGUAAAGAGAGUGAAAGAGAAGCUCUUCUUGGAUUCAAGAAAGGAUUCAGGAACCAUUUCAGCUACUUCUCGUCUUGGAAACCAGAAGAGGAUUGCUGUCAAUGGAAAAGAGUUGAAUGCAACCACAAAACUGGCCAUGUUAUUGCCCUUAAUCUCCGGGGAAACAAAGAAAAUGUGUCUGAACAAUUGCAAGGUGAGAUAAAUAGAUCUUUGCUUCACUUGCCUUAUCUGAGUUUUCUAGACCUAAGCCAGAAUGAUUUCAACCAAAUUCAAAUCCCUGAGUUCUUUGGUUCUCUUUCUAGUUUAAAUUAUCUCAACUUGUCCAAUUCCAAAUUUAAGGGAACUAUUCCUGACCAGCUAGGAAAUCUUUCUAGCUUGCACGAGCUUGACUUGAGUGCUAAUGGUUUUUCUCCCAAGUCUAAUAAUCUUGAUUGGGUUAGAGGUCUUUCUUCCUUGAGAGUCCUUGAUUUGGGAGAAGUAGAUCUUAGCAAUGCAUGCAAUUGGCUCGAAGCAAUCAAUAUGUUACCUUUUCUCAGAGAGUUGAGAUUAUUUGCUUGCAAACUUCACAAGCUUCCUGAAUCUCUGCCCCAUGUAAAUUUCACUUCCCUUGAGAUCCUUGAUCUUUCACUAAACAGUUUCAACUGUUCGAUACCCAGUUGGUUAUUCAAAAUUAGCCACAGUCUUGUUGAGCUACAACUGAGAAGAAAUCAAUUGCAUGGUCUGAUUCCUGAUGCUUUCGGGAACAUGACUUCUCUAGUUGAGCUUGACUUCUCGGAGAAUAAUCUCCAAGGUCAUGUACCAAAAAGCCUGGCAAAACUUUCAAGAUUAAUUGUCCUGAACUUUGCUUGGAAUUCCUUGGAAGGUACUGUCUCCCAUGUUCAAUUACUAAAUCUCAGCAACUUGAGAGUGUUAGAGCUUUCUUCAAACCAGUUGGCAUUUAAUGUGAGCUCAAACUGGAUUCCCACAUUUCAGCUGGAGAUUGUAGGUCUAAGUUGUUGCCAUCUUGGACUGCAAUUUCCAAAAUGGCUCCGAACUCAGAAAAGUUUCUCUUUCAUAGAUAUCUCAAAUUCUGGAAUUUCAGACAUUGUGCCCAAUUGGUUUUGGAAUCUCUCCCCAGGAGUUAGAUGCAUGAAUCUUUCUUUCAAUGGCCUCAGAGGAAAUGUGCCUGAUUUGUCAUUGAAAAGUGAGCUCUCAAUAAUAGAUUUGACUUGGAAUAGAUUUUCAGGACCCGUUCCUCUUUUCUCUCCCAAAAUGAGGGUUGUGAUCCUGUCAAGAAAUUUAUUUUCUGGAGAAAUAUCCAAUUUGUGUGAGAUGAUGAGCGAAAACAAUUCGCUUAGUUACCUCGCUUUGUCCAACAAUCUUCUGUCAGGACCAAUUCCAGAUUGCUGGACUCGUGGGCAAGAUUUGCAGGUACUAAACUUAGCUAGCAAUAAUCUCUCUGGCGAAAUACCUGGCUCAAUUGGUUCUCUAGUUCAACUUAAAUUGUUGAUAUUGGAGAACAAUAGUCUUCAUGGAGAAAUUCCCUCAGCUUUAAAGAGUUGUACAAGUUUGUUAGUCCUUCAUCUGGGGCUAAACAACUUAUGUGGAGGUGUACCAGAAUGGAUUGGAGAAAUAUGUUUGUUGAUGGUUCUUGGCUUAAAUUCAAAUGCACUAGAAGGGUUUAUUCCCCUGCAGCUAUGCCAGCUAAAAGCCUUGAAAUUUCUGAACCUUUCUUCAAAUCAUCUGUCAGGACAGAUUCCUCAAUGUGUUGACACUUUAUAUGCGAUGACAGAGACAGGCAGUGGCUGUUCUUACACUCACGGCCUGAGCACUCUCACCAAUGGGACAAUCAAAAAGACGCAGCUUCUCUUUCCCCUCGUUUUUCCGAUUGUGAAGCGGCUAGACCUUUCAUCAAACAAUUUUUCUGGAGAAAUCCCACCUCAAGUCAUGAAACUAAUUGGAUUGGUUGGCUUGAACUUGUCCAGGAAUAGGUUAACAGGAACUAUCCCACCAAACAUUGGUGGAAUGGAAGCUCUAGGAUCUCUUGAUGUGUGUCCUGGAAUGAACUUUCAUGCACCAUUCCAGACAGCAUACUGA
Messenger RNA from Manihot esculenta (cassava), 2169 nucleotides. Its product is annotated as receptor-like protein EIX2. The transcript has a single exon. The record is from RefSeq and is a predicted model, not a curated record. The coding region runs from base 1 to 2169 and encodes 722 amino acids. Lineage: Eukaryota; Viridiplantae; Streptophyta; Magnoliopsida; Malpighiales; Euphorbiaceae. Gene Ontology annotation, molecular function: protein binding.